Boleophthalmus pectinirostris (great blue-spotted mudskipper) is the source of this 5340-nucleotide messenger RNA. Its product is annotated as otoferlin-like. The coding region runs from base 1 to 5340 and encodes 1779 amino acids. The record is from RefSeq and is a predicted model, not a curated record. The transcript has 41 exons. Gene Ontology annotation, molecular function: AP-2 adaptor complex binding; calcium ion binding. Gene Ontology annotation, cellular component: presynaptic active zone membrane; synaptic vesicle membrane. Gene Ontology annotation, biological process: plasma membrane organization; synaptic vesicle priming. Lineage: Eukaryota; Metazoa; Chordata; Actinopteri; Gobiiformes; Gobiidae.
AUGAAGCGCAGUAAGCACCGUGGGCACAAGGAGGACAAAGGAGGAGAUGAGCCAGCCAUCUUGGAGACAGAGAACCUGGACAGACUGGGCUCGUUCAUGGGAGGAGGUCCAGACCCAGACACCAUCUCUCUGGCCUCCGUCACCGCGGUAACCACCAAUGUCUCCAACAAGAGAUCCAAACCAGACAUAAAGAUGGAGCCCAGUUCUGGACGACCGGUGGAUUACCAAGUGAGUGUGACGGUGAUCGAGGCGCGGCAGCUGAUCGGUCUCAACAUGGAUCCAAUGGUUUGUGUCGAGAUCGGAGAAGACAAGAAAUACACCUCCAUGAAAGAGUCCACCAACUGCCCCUAUUACAACGAGUAUUUUGUAUUUGACUUCCACGUCCCACCUGAAGUUAUGUUUGACAAAAUUAUCAAGUUAUCUGUGAUCCACUCCAAAAACCUGCUGCGUAGUGGGACACUGGUCGGGACUUUCAAAUUAGACGUUGGCACAAUUUACUCUCAGCCUGAGCACCAGUUCUACCACAAGUGGGCGCUGUUGUCGGACCCUGAUGACAUCACUGCAGGCUGCAAAGGUUACGUGAAGUGUGAUGUCGCUGUGGUCGCCAAAGGAGACACCAUCAAAACUCCACACAAGGCCAACGAAUCAGACGAGGACGACAUAGAGGGAAAUCUGUUGAUCCCAGAGGGCGUUCCAGCCGAGAGACAGUGGGCUCGAUAUUACCUGAAGAUCUACAGAGCCGAGGGUCUGCCCCGAAUGAACCAGAGCAUCAUGGCCAACGUGAAGAAGGCUUUUAUAGGAGAAAACAAGGACCUGGUGGAUCCUUAUGUUCAAGUGCAGUUUGCAGGGCAGAAGGGGAAGACGUCAGUGCAGAAGAGCUGUUAUGAGCCCAUCUGGAACGAGCAGAUUGUCUUCACUGAGAUGUUUCCUCCUUUGUGCAAAAGAAUGAAGGUCCAAAUACGAGACUCAGACAAAGUGAACGACGUCGCCAUCGGGACACACUUCCUGGACCUGAGGAAGAUCUCCAAUGAUGGAGACAAAGGUUUCCUCCCUACACUGGGUCCGGCCUGGGUGAACAUGUACGGCUCCACUCGCACUUACUCCCUGAUGGACGAGUACCAGGAGUUGAACGAGGGGCUGGGGGAGGGCGCCUCCUUCAGGGCCAGGCUCCUCAUCUCUCUAGGGGUGGAGAUCCUGGACGUGUCCUCCCCAGAGGUCACCAGCUCCACUGAGGUCCAGGUCGAAGGGAUACCCAACAUCUCCGAGACGGCCACUGGGAAAGUUGAGGAGUUUUUCCUGUUCGGAGCUUUCCUCGAGGCCACAAUGAUCGACAGAAAAAUCGGAGACAAACCCAUCAACUUUGAAGUCACUAUAGGUUACUAUGGAAACGAGGCAGACAGCAUGAUCCAGCCUAAAUCCAAAGGUAAAAAAGACGGAGACGAGGAGGAGACGGAGCUGAUCCAUCAAUCGAGCGACGAAGAGAUCGAAGACGACGGAGAUUUUCAGUCUGUGUCUGUGACUCCACCGAUGAAGCCCGUCAUAACAGACAGAAACUACUUCCACCUGCCGUACUUUGAGAGGAAGCCUUGUAUCUACAUCAAGAGCUGGUGGCAGGACCAGAGGAGGAGACUGUUCAACGCCAACGUCAUCGACAACAUCGCAGACAAACUGGAGGAGGGUCUGAACGACGUCCAGGAGGUCAUCAAAACAGAGAAGGCCUAUCCUGAAAGGAGACUGAGAGGAGUGCUGGAGGAACUCAGCCAUGGAUGCAGUCAGUUUUUGUCCCUUGCAAACAAAGACCAGAACCAAUCAGGUCGAACCAAACUGGACCGAGAGAGAGUGAAGCUGUGCAUGGCAGAAGUGGAGUCGAUUGGUCAGCAGGCCAAGACCAUGAGGACCCAGGUCAAAAAGAGCACAGUCCGAGACAAACUCAAACUCACAUUUAACUUCCUGCACAAGCUCCGCUUUCUGGCCGAUGAGCCCCAGCACAGUGUUCCGGAUGUGUUCAUUUGGAUGAUCAGUAACGGGAAAAGAAUCGCUUAUGCCAGAAUCCCCUCCAAAGACAUUCUGUACUCCAGCACCGAGGAGGAGAGGGGCAAGGACUGUGGCAAAGUCAAGACCCUGUUUCUACGGAUCCCUGGGAAGAAGGGCUUUGGUCCUGCUGGGUGGACGGUGCAGAGUAAAAUCGAGAUGUAUCUGUGGAUGGGUCUGAACCGUCAGCGCAGAGACUAUUUGAGCGGACUCCCCAACGGGUUUGAGGAGAACAAACUGUCCAAAGGGCCUGGGCUGCCCUCCUCUCCCCCCAUCAGCCUCACAUACAUGAUGAAGCAGAUGUUCCAGUUGCGUGUUCACAUGUAUCAGGCUCGUAGUCUGUUUGCGGCCGACAGCACGGGUCUGUCUGAUCCUUUCGCUCGAGUUUUCUUCUCCACUCAGAGCCAAGUCACUGAGGUCCUCCCGGAGACCCUGUGUCCAACCUGGGAUCAGCUUUUGGUUUUUGAAAAUGUGGAGCUUUUUGGAGAAGCGUCAGAGCUCAGAGACGACCCCCCAAUCAUCGUCAUCGAGAUCUACGACCAGGACACUGUGGGCAAAGCCGACUUCAUGGGAAGGACUUUUGCGAAACCCAUCGUCAAAAUGGCUGAUGAACACUACGGCCCUCCUCGCUUCCCCCCUCAGCUCGAGUAUUAUCAGAUCUACAGAGGAAACUGCACCGCUGGAGAGAUGCUCGCCGCGUUUGAACUGCUACAGAUUGGUCCUAAUGGUAAAGCUGACCUGCCUCCCAUCGAUGGCCCCACAGACAUGGACCGAGGGCCCAUCCUCCCGGUGCCUCUGGGGAUCAGACCAGUGCUCAGCAAAUACAGGAUCGAGGUGUUGUUCUGGGGUCUUCGGGACUUGAAGCGAGUGAACCUGGCUCAGGUGGACAGACCCAGAGUGGACAUCGAGUGUGCGGGGAAAGGAGUCCAGUCUGCGCUGAUACCAAACUACAGGAAGAACCCCAACUUCAGCACACUCGUCAAGUGGUUCGAAGUGGACUUACCAGAGAAUGAGCUGCUGCAUCCUCCUCUGAACAUCCGUGUGGUGGACUGCAGAGCAUUUGGGCGUUACACUCUGGUGGGCUCUCACGCUGUGACCACACUCCGAAAGUUCAUCUACAGACCUGGAGACAAGCAGGCCAACAACUGGAACACCAACGAGGAAAUAAUAGUUGUGAACGCAGAACCUGAACAGAACUUUAAGAAGAUGGACACAGUCGUCAAACUUGAUUCUUGCUCUGAUGCUGUGGUCAAAGUAGAGGUAAGAGAUGAUGAUAAAGGGAAGAAAAAGAAGAGGAAGAAGGGAGAGGAGGUGGAGGAGGAGGGUCUGGAUGAAAGCAUGUUGGACUGGUGGUCCAAGUACUUCGCCUCCAUCGAGACUCUCACUGAGUCACUCAGAGCACAAGAAGCUGCUUUUUCAGACACAGAGGACAAUAAUGACUCAGACUUGGCCGAUGGAGGCACCAAAAAGGGGAAGUCCCGGAAGAAGAAGUCCAUGGUCCACGACCCCUUUGAGAAGAAGAAACCCAAACUGGACGAACUCAAGGUGUAUCCCAAAGAGUUGGAGAGUGAGUUUGAUAAUUUCGAGGACUGGCUCCACAGUUUUAACCUGUUCAGAGGAAAAGCCGGAGACGACGAAGACCAAAAUGCCACAGACGAAGACAGAAUCGUGGGGAAAUUCAAAGGCUCCAUGUGCAUGUACAAAGUGACAGAAGAUAUGUCCCGAGACUCCAGCUUCGACUCAAACAUGGGAAUGUUCCAGAAUAUUCCUCACAACGAUCCGGUUAACGUGCUGGUGCGGAUCUACGUCGUCAGGGCGACAGACCUGCACCCGGCUGAUAUUAACGGUAAAGCAGAUCCCUACAUCACCAUAAGACUCGGAAAGACAGAGAUAAAGGACAAAGAAAACUACAUUUCCAAACAGCUCAACCCUGUGUUUGGAAAAUCUUUUGACGUUGAAGCGACUCUCCCCAUGGACUCCACCCUCACCGUGUCCAUCUAUGACUGGGACCUGGUGGGAACAGACGACCUCAUCGGAGAAACCAAGAUCGACCUGGAGAACCGCUUCUACAGCAAACACCGGGCCACCUGCGGAGUCGCACGCUCCUAUGCCAUUCAUGGUUACAAUGUUUGGCGGGACCCCAUGAAGCCCACACACAUCCUGGCCAAGUUGUGUAAAGAAGGGAAACUGGACGGGCCUCACUAUGGACCCCCAGGGAAAGUGAAAGUGGAGAAUCGGGUUUUUAUGGGACCCACUGAGAUCGAGGAUGAAAACGGUCUGAAGAAGCAGACGGAUGAGCAUGUGGCUCUGAGUGUGUUGAAUCACUGGGAGCAGAUUCCUAAAGCCGGCUGUAAACUGGUCCCUGAACACGUGGAGACCAGACCCCUGCUGCACCCGGACAAACCUGGCAUCGAGCAAGGCAGGAUAGAGAUGUGGGUGGACAUGUUUCCCAAAGACAUGACGGCACCAGGCCCGGCCCUUGACAUCGCACCAAGAAAACCAAAGAAGUUUGAGUUGAGGGUGAUCAUCUGGAACACAGACGAGGUGGUGCUGGAAGACGACGAUAUUUUCACAGGAGAGAAAUCCAGUGAUAUUUUUGUCAGAGGGUGGUUGAAGGGUCAGCAGGAGGAUAAGCAGGACACAGACGUUCACUACCAUUCCAUCACCGGAGAGGGCAACUUUAACUGGCGUUUCGUUUACCCCUUCGAUUACCUCAUGGCCGAAGAGAAGAUCGUCAUCUCCAAAAAAGAGUCAAUGUUUGCCUGGGACGAGACCGAGUACAAGAUUCCACCCAGACUCAACCUGCAAGUGUGGGACGCAGAUCACUUCUCUGCUGACGACUUCCUGGGUGCGAUCGAGUUGGAUCUGAACCGUUUUCCUCGCGGGGCUAAAACGGCGAAGCAGUGUUCCAUCGACAUGGUGACGAACGAGGCAGAGAUGCCCAUGGUGUCCAUCUUUAAACAGAAGAGGAUCAAAGGCUGGUGGCCUUUUGUGGCACGAAACGAGGAAGACGAGUUUGAGCUCACGGGCAAAGUGGAGGCGGAGCUGCACCUUCUGACCGGAGAAGAGGCCGAGAAGAGUCCAGUGGGAGAAGGACGCAACGAACCUGAGCCUCUGGAGAAACCCAAUCGUCCGGACACCAGCCUGCUGUGGUUUCUCACCCCGUUUAAAGCGAUCAAACACCUCGUCUGCACUCAGUACAAGUGGCUGGCCAUAAAGAUCGUGGUGGCUCUGCUGCUGCUGGUCAUGAUCGGCCUGUUCCUCUACAGCAUGCCCGGAUACAUGGUCAAGAAGAUGCUCGGAGCUUAA